GCAGCUUCGGUCGGACAUCCUCGUACUCUUGUCUCCCUGCAAUUAGCCGAGAAAGAGAGAGAGAGGGAGAAGCACAGAACCAGAGAGAGAGAUGGAGAAGGAGAAGCGGAGGAUUGCGAUAGCACUGGUCAAGCUCAACCUGCUGUGUCUCCUCGCCGCCGCUGGCGCCAUCGAGUCUCCGCGGUACACCAUCGUUCACGCCGAGUCCGAUUUCGAGGUCAGGCUCUAUGGAAACUCCACGUGGAUGGCAGCACCCGUCAGAGACCUCUCCUUCGAGAAGGCCACCUUGAACGGCUUCCACAGGUUGUUCCAAUUCAUCGAAGGGGCCAACCUGAAUUACUCUCGGAUUCCGAUGACCCUUCCUGUCGUAACAAGCAUAGUUCCGGGAGCAGGGCCCCUUCACUCAUCGGCCUACGCCGUCCUGUUCUACCUGCCCGCAAAGUUCCAAGCCACCCCGCCGACUCCCCUCCCCGAGCUUCACUUGAAGCCCUUCAACUGGACUAGCCAUUGCGUAGCCGCCAGGAAGUUCCCGGGGUUCGCCAAGGAUGAGAAUAUAGUGCACGAGGCGGAGCAGCUCGCCUUCAGCCUGAGCAGGUCCACGUGGGCUAAUGCUACUUCAGCGAAGAGCGGCUAUGCUUACUCCAUUGCUCAAUAUAGUGCUCCCUUCCAGCUCAUUGGCCGCGUUAAUGAAGUUUGGGUCGAUGUCGAUGCUUCGAACUGCACUUCCAGUGGAAUAGCUGCGUACUGAACUGCUAGUAGUGAUUGAUAUCGCUCCCAUCCGAUCUAUUAGAACUUCUGAUUCCGUAUCUGUAUGUACGUACUAGAAUAUAAUGUUCACUAGACAUAAUAUAUGCAACAUCUGUAUAAUGUCCGGGUUAGUAUGUGUUGUGUUUCCACUCUAAAACUCGAGCACAUGAAUAUGGUUACAUGUUUUCCUAUGGCA
Molecule: messenger RNA, 943 nt
Organism: Punica granatum (pomegranate)
Lineage: Eukaryota; Viridiplantae; Streptophyta; Magnoliopsida; Myrtales; Lythraceae
Source: RefSeq, a predicted model, not a curated record